GACUAAAAGCAAAUGGAACUGGAAUCUGGUUCUCCAGCCAUCUUGUAACCAAUAAGUUAUGUCGUUUAUCUCUGUCGUUGGCUAGAAAAGUUUAACAACAGUUGGAUCGUUUAAUUAGUGAUUUGUUAAAACGCUGUACGUCAUCAUGGAUGAUUUACAGAAUUACAAGCUUCAACUGCAACAGGUUGAAGCCGCACUAACCACAGACCCAAACAAUGAGGAAUUAUUGAAACUGAAAAUAGACUUAGAGGAAGUCAUAGAGUUGACUCAUGAUCUGGUACGAUCGCAGCAACAAGAAAAACGGCAGGCAAAUGGAAUGGAUGCGAAGGAUCCAAUCCUCCUAGCUGUUUUAGCAAACAAAUGGAAAGUCGGGGAUCAGUGUAUGGCUCCGUGGAGCGAAGAUGGCAAAUAUUACGAAGCGACAAUAGACACAAUCAGUGAAGAUGGUACAGUCAACGUUACUUUCAAUGAGUACAAAAAUACUGAUGUCACUAUGCUUGACCAACUUAAGUCUGUUGCUAAAAGGCCAGCUUCGGAUUGGGCAGAUCAAAAGUCAAAAAAGAUGCAAGCUGCAGCGGUCGCUGGCUCAGAUCCUAACAAGCAACGCGAGUAUUUGAAGAAGAAAAAGCAAAAGAAGCUUCAGAGGUUCAAGGAGCUCGAGGAGGAGCGUGAAUCAGAGAAAAACAAGUGGCUGGCCUUCACAACUAAGUCUAGUAAGAAGGGGGUUGUGAAGAAGAGUAUAUUUGCGACACCAGAAAAUGUCAAUGGUAGAGUAGGCAUUGGAACUUGUGGAGUUAGUGGUCGUGAAAUGACCAAGUUCAGCAAUGGAGAAAAAUGGCGCCGAGGUACAUAAGUCUGUACAUACGAAUCACUACGUGUAAGGAAAAGUUUAUACUUUUGAAGUAAUAUUAAAUGUAGUUAAGGCAAAUCUCGAUCAGAUGUAAACUGUUCUACAAAUGUCGUGUAAUAGAAGUGACUACAGCGUUUAAAAAUGCGGUUUAAUCUUUUUAUUUUGAAAAUUUUGAUGACAAAAUUAAUUUAAAAAGAGGUAACUUGGAAUAUCUCGUUUGUUUCUACGGUCUUUAAAAAUGUCUCUACUACUGAUUUUAAUCGUUCAGAUUUGCUAUUGGCCUCUGCUGUGAUGAGCAUGCGUACCAGCGAGACUUUUCGGAAAGUUUCAGGCUCAGAUAUCUGGGCUCUGCUAAUGUCAGAAUUUUUUUAUCCGUCGUUGUUACACCGAUCGUUUUUGUACAUAAAUUCUAAGUAGGCAAUAGUGAACGCUGCGAAAACCAUUUUAGUCUCGUACAAUGUUUUUUUGUUUCACUUUCCAUUCUCUUUGUAAGAUUGGAAAUUAAUAGAUAAAUGCAAACCGAUGCCUGAUUUCCAAUGUAAUCCUGCCAGUCUUUAGUUAUACCUGAAACUAAAUUUAUUUAAAUUAGACCAGGGUGACACUGUACGAUAAAAUUAACGUUUACCAUAAACACCGCGAAAAUAUUAACUGUCGAGCAUCCUGAAAACUUUUCGCGUCAUCUUUUUUACCAAUUGACAAUCAUUCUCUUCUCUUGCUGGACUCAAUUAUUACCAAUGCAUAAAUUAAUUCUUGUCACUUGCUAUUUCGGUUUUGCUGCAUGCGUAUUGUAAUGUUUCAUAGAAUCUGUAUGGACGAAACGAAUGAAUAAAAAAACUGAAUGCCUGCGAUAUAUAAUUUGAAUUAAUCUGUAUUGUAAGUGAUAAUUGCAUAUGAUAUGAAUAAAUGUAUAUUUGAAGCUAAA
This is a messenger RNA of Diprion similis, 1772 nucleotides long. RefSeq names its product survival of motor neuron-related-splicing factor 30 (gene Spf30). Gene Ontology annotation, cellular component: cytoplasm; nucleus; precatalytic spliceosome. The record is from RefSeq and is a predicted model, not a curated record. Bases 146 to 853 code for a protein of 235 amino acids. Gene Ontology annotation, molecular function: RNA binding. Gene Ontology annotation, biological process: regulation of alternative mRNA splicing, via spliceosome; mRNA processing. The transcript has 5 exons. Lineage: Eukaryota; Metazoa; Arthropoda; Insecta; Hymenoptera; Diprionidae.